This is a messenger RNA of Eleginops maclovinus (Patagonian blennie), 1925 nucleotides long. It is a transcript of the gene pyroxd1, whose product is annotated as pyridine nucleotide-disulphide oxidoreductase domain 1. The record is from RefSeq and is a predicted model, not a curated record. Gene Ontology annotation, molecular function: oxidoreductase activity; flavin adenine dinucleotide binding. The transcript has 13 exons. The coding region runs from base 229 to 1734 and encodes 501 amino acids. Lineage: Eukaryota; Metazoa; Chordata; Actinopteri; Perciformes; Eleginopidae.
UGCGUUGCUUCAUUCCUCUGGUUGUCAUGUGCCAAAGCAAAAGGUGGUCAGCUAGCUAUCACAAUAAUGUACUAAGAGCAUGUUAACUAUAUAACCAAUUGCCAAUAGGUUUUUGAAAUGUUUAUCAACGUCUCCAUGCAGAGAGAACAAUAUAAAAGCAACCAUUUAGACAUAAAAUGCAAAAGGAGUGUUAGCUAGAUAGCGUUAGCUUAGCCGUUACCUUAAAGAAUGGCAGAAAGAAAAGAGAAAACAUUUAGGUUUGUCAUCGUAGGAGGCGGCAUUGCGGGUGUCACAUGUGUUGAGCAGCUGUCAUCACAGAUUCCGUCAGCUGACGUUGCUCUGAUUACAGCAAGCCCUCAUAUCAAGGCAGUGACCAACUACAAACAGGUGUCCAAGACACUGGAAGAGUUUGAUGUUGAGGAGCGACCAUCAAGUGUUUUGGAGGAGAAGUUUCCCAACCUGACUGUCAUCCACUCUGCUGUCAAAUCCCUUCACACACAGUCACAUGCAUUGGAAACUACAGAUGGCCGUGUUUUUGGUUAUGAGAAGCUGUGUAUCUGCGGCGGGGGAAGACCAAAACUCCUAACCCAGGACAACCCUUACGUUCUGGGGAUACGGGACACAGACAGCGCCCAGGAGUUUCAGAAGCGGUUAUCUAAGGCAAAGAGAAUCGUUGUUGUUGGCAAUGGAGGGAUUGCACUGGAAUUAGUGUAUGAAGUGGAGGGUUGUGAGGUGAUCUGGGCUGUGAAGGACAAGGCCAUAGGAAACACCUUCUUUGAUGCGGGGGCUGCACAGUUCCUCAUCCCAUCUCUGGAGGCUGACAAACCAGAAAGAGCCUCUCCCUGCAAGAGAACUCGCUACACCACGAAGGAACCAGCGCCUGGAGGAUCUCACACGUUCACAGCAGAUAGAAAUGCUCGAAGGCAAGGUUCUAGUUCUACAGAGGCUGGCAGUGCCCUCGGUCCAGACUGGCAUGAAGGGAUAAAUCUUCAAGGUUCAGAGCAGGGGACCCGCAGAGUUUCACUGGAAUAUCAGUGUGAGGUGGAAAAGAUCUUCACCUCUGAGGAGCUGCUCAAUUUCCCUCAGCAAACACUCAGACCUGAGAAUGUAGGAUCCUGGCCAGUUUACAUCAAACUGACCAACGGGAAAACAUAUGGCUGUGAUCUUGUGGUCAGUGCCACCGGUGUCGUGCCAAACACUGAGCCAUUUCUCCAUGGCAACAAUUUUGCUCUGGCAGAUGAUGGGGGCCUGCAGGUAGAUGACCACAUGAUGACAUCAGAGCCAGACGUGUAUGCUGCUGGAGACGUGUGCACUGCAUGCUGGGAACACAGCCCGAUGUGGCAGCAGAUGCGUUUGUGGACUCAGGCCCGUCAGAUGGGCUGGUACGCCGGACGCUGCAUGGCGGCACACGUCCUGUCAGAACCAAUAGAACUGGACUUCUGCUUUGAACUCUUCUCACACAUUACCAAAUUCUUCAACUACAAGGUGGUCCUGCUAGGGAAGUUCAAUGGGCAGGGGCUGGGGUCCAACCACGAGCUGCUGGUACGCUGUACCAAAGGCCUGGAGUAUGUCAAGGUCAUUCUCAGUGGAGGUCGGAUGGUGGGAGCCGUGCUGAUCGGGGAAACAGACCUGGAGGAGACUUUCGAGAACCUGAUCCUCAACCAGAUGGAUCUGACCCCCUAUGGAGAGGAGCUGCUUAACCCUAACAUUGAUAUAGAGGACUACUUUGAUUAGGCAUGAGAGGUGUGAUUUAAGACUUGUGAAGGAAUUGUGCAUCCUAUCCUGUCAGAGUUUGUCGGUUUCUUUUUGUUGUAUUGCCAGGGGAAGCAGUUUUCUGAUGAAGUAGCAAUGAUCAUGGUUUUAUUAAGACUCUUGUAAAUUUGAGAAUAUUACUUUGCUUUCAAAUAAAUUAUCUUCAAAACCGA